Aspergillus sclerotioniger CBS 115572 is the source of this 871-nucleotide messenger RNA. RefSeq names its product carbonic anhydrase family protein. The record is from RefSeq and is a predicted model, not a curated record. The transcript is spliced from 2 exons. The coding region runs from base 1 to 819 and encodes 272 amino acids. Gene Ontology annotation, molecular function: zinc ion binding; carbonate dehydratase activity. NCBI's taxonomy places the organism in Eukaryota, Fungi, Ascomycota, Eurotiomycetes, Eurotiales, Aspergillaceae.
AUGAAGUUCGUCACUGCUUUUCUCCCCCUCAUCGCCAGUGUCAGCGCCCACUGCAUCCGCAGUCCGGUUGAGCAUCGUGCUGCCGAUGGCCUCGCUGACAUCAACUAUUUCAACUACACCAACCUUGGUAGUCCCCUGAACUGGUACGGGCUUAAGCCCGAGUCCAACGAGGCUUGUACCAAGGGCAAGCACCAGUCCCCCAUCGACAUUUCCACCACCGCCAUCAACUACACCUCCCGGAGCGCGAUCAAGCUCGAUCUGCCCACUGCUGAUGGUGCCAAGUUCGAAAACCUCGGCUCUGGUUUGGAGGUGGUCUUGACCAAUGGAUCCCUCACUGCCAACGGCAAGGUCUACCCUCUGGCACAGUUCCACUUCCACACCCCCAGCGAGCUCCGCAUCAACGAGGAAUACUUCCCCAUGGAAGCUCACUUUCUCUUCGAGACGUCCGCUGGCGAGAGUGCUGUUGUGGCCUUCUUCUUCCAGCUCUCCGAGUUCGGAUACUCCGUCCCUCUCUUCGACUCUGUCUUUGCCCACAUCGAUGACAUCAGCGAGGCGGGUACAUACACCACGACCGGUGUUCUGGACUUUGCCGGCCUGACGGCUCACUUUGCUCGUCACGGUGUCUACCAGUACACUGGCUCUCUGACUACACCUCCCUGCACUGAGGAUGUCGCCUGGUUCUUGAGCACCGAGCCCCUUCCUCUGAACGUGCAGAGCUACAACAAGGUCAAGAAGAUCCUCAAGUUUAACGCCCGCAAUACUCAGAAUGCCUUGGGUCAGGAUAACCUGCUUGAAGUUGCGGCGGGUGAGUUGAACUGAUCAAAAUGGGAAGCUUUGAGUGCCGUUAGGUCCGAAGGGUUGUAUUAUAUCG